This is a messenger RNA of Lethenteron reissneri (Far Eastern brook lamprey), 1424 nucleotides long. RefSeq lists its product as uncharacterized. The record is from RefSeq and is a predicted model, not a curated record. NCBI's taxonomy places the organism in Eukaryota, Metazoa, Chordata, Hyperoartia, Petromyzontiformes, Petromyzontidae.
GUCGGAGAUGCUGCGAUGUCGAUGUGCUGCAGGGAGCACGGCCUCACUGCCGGCAGUCACAGUGAGGAUGGCGGCGGCGGUGGUGAGGAUGGCGGCGGCGGUGGUGAAGAUGGCGGCGGCGGUGGUGAAGAUGGCGGCGGCGGUGGUGAGGAUGGCGGCGGUGGUGGUGAGCGUGGUGGUGACGGUGAAGAUGGCGGUGACGGUGAAGAUGGCGGCGACGGUGCGAAUGGCACUGACGCCCACCAGCAGCAGCAGGAGGAGCAGCAGCAGGAGCAGCAGGAGGAGCAGCAGGAGGAGCAGCAGGAGUCUUCAACGGAGGGAAACGGCAACGUAACAGCCUCACAGACAGGUGCUCAGGGACCCCCCGAGGACGGCCCCCGCCCCCCGGGCCCCCGCCCAGCCCCCUACAUCAGCAAGGGACCCCUCUGGCGGCUAGGUGGGCGCUCCUCUGCACGUCCGCUCUCCUCCGUGGUCGGAUUUGAGCUGCCGUGGGGGCGGAGACGUGAACCCGGCGGGCGGCACCAGGCCGAGACGACCCCCGACCCCGCACGGCCACAGCAGGAGACGGGGAUAAGAGGCAUGAUCCCGUCCAUCUUCAGGCACCUCUCACCCAAGCAGAGGCGCAAACACGGGACGAACGGCGAGGGCGUCCAGGAGCGACUCCGCACGGAGGCUCCGGAGGACCCGCAGCAGGACCCGCAGCAGCAUCCGCUCCGGCUUCACGCGGACACAAGCUGACCGCCCCUGGCCUCGGCGUCUACACGCGGGCACCGGGGUUGACGUCGCGCCACCGGGUAGACCGGAGCAGGUGGCUCAUGACGAGUCGAAAAGCAGCGACAGCGAGGGAGGAGGUGAACUGGACGUAAAAGUAUUUUCUGGUCGCCGACCCCGAAAUGGAGCCCUGCACGGUGCCCACGGUGCCCACGCUGGCACCCGUCCGGAACCGCAGCUUGACCCGUGCCACGUCGGUGAUCGGGACUCUAAUCCUGGCCUCGCGAGUUCCCUACUGGCUCCACGAUCAACUCGGUGCACGGAAGCACCGAUUGCCGGGCCGCUGCUGCCCGCAUGUGUCGUGAUUAAAUGCACUUGGGACCGUGGACUGGCCGUGUGCUCUGUGUCGGGAGAGAGAGGGAGAGAGACGACGCGAGGAGGUGGGGUCAGGUAAGGGCCGGGCACCAAGUGACCCGCAGCGUGCACCACGCCGCGCUCACGGCGCCUGCCGGGAGGCCGAGCGGUGAAUGAACCGCGGAGGAGGUGCACAUCCGCGGGGGCGGGGAAAUAGGAGGCGGUUGUUUCAGUUUCAGCUGCGGUUCCAGACUCAGGUCUGUGGUCCGCAAGGUCGUGGGAAAUGUCCCGAGGGUUGACGGCGUCCAUCCCCAGAAAGGUCAGGAACUACCAUGAAAACAUCGUGGAGAUUGUUUUUG